This is a messenger RNA of Laccaria bicolor S238N-H82, 4746 nucleotides long. Its product is annotated as adenylate cyclase. The record is from RefSeq and is a predicted model, not a curated record. Gene Ontology annotation, molecular function: protein binding. The coding region runs from base 1 to 4602 and encodes 1533 amino acids. NCBI's taxonomy places the organism in Eukaryota, Fungi, Basidiomycota, Agaricomycetes, Agaricales, Hydnangiaceae. The transcript has 5 exons. Gene Ontology annotation, biological process: intracellular signal transduction; cyclic nucleotide biosynthetic process.
AUGGAUUACCGUAAAGUCUCGCCAAAGACCGUGAUACCCCCCGGAUUCAACCGGAUACCUAUUAACCCAUCAUCAACGUCAAAUCUAAACGGGGAUGGGCCAGGCAGCCCAACAUGGACUCCGCCAGAGAGUUGGGCGGUGGAGAAAGAGGAGGAGGAGGGAGGGGACGACCCGGAUGCGGCGGAGUCGAGCUCGGAUGAUACUCCAAGGUUGUCGAUAAUCUCGGAACGCCCGUAUCGGAUUCGGAUUUAUCGCGCUAACAAUACUUAUCAUGUCGUUUCGAUACCCUUCAAUGUGACGGUCGCGGCGUUGACACCUGCUCUUAACAAGAAAUUGCUGCUUGGGGAUGAUAGGGUGCAACAUCGUUUGUAUUUGAAGGAGCGGGGAAGAGAGCGAAUACUUGCGCAGACGGAAAAGCCAGCGGAUAUAGUUAGGCGGCGGUUGGAACAAGCUGGAUAUGACCCUGUUGAUGGACUGGAACUGUUGGGCGGUGAAGGACUAUCUUUUCUCUUGAACUUCUUGGUCCUGCGGUACGCAUAUCUUUUUAAACAAACUUUGAAUAUGUCCUUAUUCAUUGACCAGGAGGAAGAACUCAACUUUAACGACAAUUUUGACUUUAUCGACCUGACGGGUCGAAGUCUGCGGACGAUCCCUGUCAUUCUUCAUCAACAUGCGCAUUCCAUCGUAUCCCUCAAGCUCUCGCGAAAUCCAAUGCUUGAAAUCCCUUUGGACUUUAUCCAAUCGUGUUCUGUGCUACGGGAACUCCGCUUGUCCAACAUGGCAAUGAAGAAAGUCCCUCAGAGCGUACGACACUCAACAACCCUCCACCGUCUCGACCUCUCUUCAAAUCGUCUGGGGGACCUCGAAGAUGCUUAUCUAGAACACAUUCCUGGCUUGAUAACGCUAUAUAUCCAGAACAACAGGAUAGAAAAGCUACCAUGGCAUUUCCCCCGCCUUCGAUCACUAACAACACUCAACCUAUCCAACAACAAAUUUCAAACACUCCCCAUCCUCAUCACACAACUCGAAAACCUACGCGACCUCGAUAUCUCAUUCAACAUGAUCUCGGAAAUACCAGAGGAGAUCGGCCAACUGCAGAACCUUGAACGACUCAUCAUCGUCGGGAACCAAGUCGUCAAAUUCCCCAGGGAAUGCGCUGAUUUGAAGAGGUUAAGGAUUUUGGAUUGUAGACGGAAUCAGAUCUCGGAUUUGACUGUGAUUUGUGCGCUGCCGCAGUUGAAUCAGCUCAGCGCGGAUCAUAAUUCGAUACAUGGUCUGGAUCUGGCGCUGGGUGUACACCUUACGAGGCUUGACGUGUCGCAUAAUGAUAUCACGCAGGUUUCGCUUGUACCGGUGGGAGGGCCGAUGAUGGCGUAUGCGUUGACUUCACUCGAUCUGUCGUAUGCCAAGUUGUCGUCGUUGGAGGACGUGGCUCUCGGGUGUCUGUCGACUCUUCUAACGCUAAACCUCGCACACAACUCAUUUCGCUCUCUCCCCGAUACGCUGGGCGAUCUCAGUUGGCUGGAGACGCUCUCUGUCUCGGAUAACAAGCUCGACGCACUCCCUUCGUCCAUUGGGAGGCUGCAGAAGUUGGAAUUCCUCGAUGCGCAUAAUAAUAGCUUGACGGAGCUUCCGCAGAGUCUUUGGAAUUGCGCGAAUCUUACGAAGAUUAAUGUGACCUCGAACUUUUUGGGGUCGUGGCAUGAUCCUCCGGUGAAUGUGGGCGUUGUACAACAAGAACCUCCGCCUCCUCUUCCUCCCCAAGCAGCUGAGAACAACACCCUUUCCGUGCCGGCUAUUGAGAGGAAGACGUCGACGACCUCGUUGACUGUUACGGGAAACCUUCCGCCUCUUGUGUAUUCGCUUGAGAAGCUGUAUUUGGGAGAGAACAGGUUAACGGACGACGUUCUUCAUCCGUUGAUGAUAUUCAAGGAACUCAAGGUUUUGAAUCUCUCGUUCAAUGAGAUUCAAGAACUGCCACCUUCGUUCUUCCGGAAUAUGACGCAGCUUGAAGAGUUGUAUUUGAGUGGGAAUAGGUUGGCGAGUAUACCGACGGAGGAUCUACCGAAGUUAAAGUGCCUUUCGACGCUUUUCUUGAAUGGGAACAAGUUGCAGACGUUACCGCAGGAAUUGUGCAAGGCUAAGAAUUUGACGAAUUUGGAUGUGGGGAGUAAUUUGUUGAAGUAUAAUAUCAAUAAUUGGGAGUUUGAUUGGAAUUGGAACUUCAACAAGAACCUCAAGUACCUCAACUUAUCUGGGAACAAGCGUCUGCAAAUCAAAGCUGAGCCUACGAGGCUAUAUUCGAAUCACCGUCUUUCGAGUAGGGAUCCAACGGCAAUAGGCCGCCGAACACUAUCGGGGUUCACAGACCUCACACAGCUACGCGUACUUGGCUUGAUGGACGUCACUAUUACCACUACAAGUGCAGACGCAACAGUCGAUAUUCCAGACGAGAACGACGACCGUCGCGUGCGAACUUCUUCGUCUACCGUCUGUGGCAUGGCAUAUGGCAUAGCUGAUGCUCUUGGGCGUCAUGAUUCCCUCAACAUGCUCGAUCUCGUUCAUGAGUUCCCUGGACGGAAGGGAGAAGCUAUAUUCGCCAUGUUCGGUCGUUCGCGGCCACCUUCAAACCUCCUCCCAGGCUCAAGCGCCAAUCGACUCUCAAAGUUCCUUCAUGAUCGCUUUGUCAGCCAGUUUUUGCUGCAGUUGGACGCAUUGGAUCCUCAUAGGGGAGAGAUCAUCCCAGAUGCGCUUCGUCGUACUUUUUUAAAGCUGAACCAGGACUUGCACGAUACGCUGUUUUCGAGCAAUCGCAAGAUGUCGCAGUCGAGUGGGACGACGGGGACCAGCGGCAGCACGUUUGUGGAUUCUGCUACUUUGAGAAGCGGGGCGUCUGGUAUUGCGCUUUAUUUUGUGGGGAAGACGAUGUAUGUGGCUAAUGUUGGGAAUGCGCUGGCUGUUGUGUCAAGGCAGGGUGUGGCGCAGGGUGUCUCCAGGAAGCACGAUCCGUUUGAUAGGAAUGAGACUGCUCGUAUACGUGCAGCUGAGGGAUGGGUGUCACCGCCUGGACUUGUCAACGAUGAAGUGGACGUCUCGAGGUCGUUCGGCUACUACUCGCUACUCCCCGUCGUUAACGCACGCCCUGAUAUCUGUGUAUGGGACCUGACGGAUCUCGACGAGUUCGUCAUCGUGGCCAACUGUGGGCUGUGGGAUUACAUCUCGUACCAAACUGCCGUGGACAUUGCUCGCACUGUGGCGAGAACGGAACGCCCUGAUCCUAUGAUUGCAGCUCAGAAACUUCGUGAUUUCGCGAUCAGCUAUGGGGCGGAUGGGAGUACGAUGAUCAUGGUGAUUUGGGUUGCGGACUUGUUCAAGUCGUCAAGAUCUCGACAGCCUACUCUGGAUAAUGUUGUUGACCCCCAGAUGUACCGAACACGGAAGAAGGACGAGAUUCUUGAUCGUAGCAUUGCCAGGCUCGAUAUUGAAGUACCUGCGCCGGUUGGCCACCUCGCGCUUGUGUUUACUGAUAUCCGAAACUCUACACAUCUUUGGGAAGCAAAUCCGGGUAUGCCUUCGGCGAUGCGGUUGCAUAACAACCUUCUACGUCGCCAACUCCGGUUCUGUGGUGGAUACGAAGUGAAAACGGAGGGUGACGCCUUUAUGUGUUCGUUCCCCACAGCCCUGGCUGCCGUAUGGUGGGCUCUCACGGUGCAAGUUCAGCUAUUGCAUGAGGCCUGGCCCUUGGAGCUUUUGGAGUGCGAAGAUGGAAAACCCCUCGAGGAUUCUCAAGGUCGGCUUGUUGCUCGUGGAUUGUCCGUUCGGAUGGGUAUUCACUGCGGUUCGCCCGUGUGUGAGCCGGAUCCUAUCACCCAUCGCAUGGAUUACUUUGGGCCCAUGGUGAAUCGUUCUGCUCGUAUCAACAGCAGUGCCGGGGGUGGUCAGAUCAUGUGCAGCACGGAGAUCAUCCGCGAGAUCAAUGCAAAGAUUCUGGAAUCCGAGUCGGAAACAGAGUAUUCCAAACUUCAACCGCAGCAAGCAAUCGAUGCAGUUAAGCGCAUGGGUGUUGAGGUCAUUACUGUCGGUGAAGUCAAGCUGAAGGGCCUCGAACUGCCAGAGCUCUUGACGCUCAUAUACCCUUCGGGCUUGGAAGGACGACAGGAGCUGAAAGACGGUCCCACAAAUCCUAGUGCAUCUGGCUCACGCGUUCAAUUUAGUGCCCCACAGACACGUGAAUUGGGCAUAUUGUGCCUCAGAAUCGAAGCCCUUGCAUCUGGGCGUGUCUUCCAAGCGCCAUCCGACCGCAAAGCCAGCCUCGAAACUAUCAGCCUUGAGAACGAAUCCGAGAGUCAGACACCAUCUGGAAUCUUCAACGCCGAUCCCGACCUUCUCUUACCUCCGAUGAACGAUCAGUCCUCUGACAUGGAUCUCAUGCUGGUUCUUGAUUCGCUGUCUGUUCGAAUUGAGAAUGCCCUCUCGGCCUUGGUUGAAAAGUUUCACCCACCCACUGUUGACAAGAGCAAGUUCCUCUCCGCGCUACUGGAAGGUGGUGUGCUUGAUGAAGGCACGUUACAACACAUCGCCUCUGUCCUUCAAGGUCUUUAGCAAAUUUUCCUACUUCACCUUCGCUUGUCGUUGUCACUAGUGCUUUGAACUUUGUACUUAGACUAUUUAUUUUUUUCCUCUACGGUCUUAUACCUUGUACACCAUUUAUUGUAAUAUAUCAAGGGCUUCUAGGAUUAUGAAUUC